GGCAACUAUCGUUUAGCCAGAGCUAACGGAGCUCUUAGCCGGCAUGUCAAAGAUAUUACAACUAUUAAUCAGGCCCGUUCGUCAUGUGUGAGUGAAGAAGAUGCCGAGAAGAGUGGAAAUAGUCAUCUUGAUUCGGCACAAGCACAACCACUUAAGUUCCCUCCUGUUACUGCCUUUCCUCCCACGAAUGGUGGCCAUGUUCCAUCACCAUUCACCAACGAUCUCUGUUUUCCUCCACCUGAUUUCAUUAAUAAAUCCCUUCCUCCACCUCCACUUGGCUCUACUUUCCAGCCAAAAUAG
Rodentolepis nana is the source of this 300-nucleotide messenger RNA. NCBI's taxonomy places the organism in Eukaryota, Metazoa, Platyhelminthes, Cestoda, Cyclophyllidea, Hymenolepididae. The record is from the annotation of a GenBank genome assembly.